UUAAACAGCAAGAGGAAGAAGAACUCUCUUUCCCAAAAUACCUUGCGGGUGUGAGGUCAUUGACGUCACCUCCCCAGUCCCCCACCUUCAUCUUUCAGCAGUACUACAGAGAGAGAAAAGGGGGAGACUGGGCAAAAAGCUGUAUAAGAACGCUUUCACACAAAUAUGAGCGGCAGCGGGCGGCCCAGGACCAGCUCAUUCGCCGAGGCUCCCGGAGCCGCUACAGCCGUCGCCGUCACAGCAGUAGCCGGCGGAAGCGCGACAGGAAAGUCGGUGGCUUCGCAAGGCAGCGGAGGCAGCUCCACGAGCUUUGGAAACCUGAAACUACCACGUGACAGUGGCAAAGUCACUACUGUGGUGGCCACACCGGGCCAAGGCCCUGACCGCCCGCAGGAAGUGUCUUACACAGACAUCAAGGUCAUAGGAAAUGGCUCCUUCGGUGUAGUCUACCAGGCGCGUCUCAUUGACAGCCAAGAGAUGGUGGCCAUCAAAAAAGUGCUCCAAGACAAACGGUUUAAGAAUAGAGAGCUGCAAAUUAUGCGCAAGUUGGAUCACUGCAACAUUGUGAGGCUACGUUACUUCUUCUACUCCAGUGGUGAAAAGAAAGAUGAAGUCUACCUGAAUCUGGUGCUUGACUUCGUCCCGGAGACUGUCUACAGGGUGGCUCGGCACUUCAAUAAGGCCAAAACAACCAUCCCCAUCAUUUAUGUUAAGGUGUAUAUGUACCAGCUGUUCAGGAGCCUGGCUUAUAUCCAUUCCCAGGGUGUGUGUCAUAGAGAUAUCAAACCCCAAAACCUCUUGGUGGACCCAGAGACAGCCAUCCUCAAGCUCUGUGACUUUGGCAGCGCAAAGCAAUUAGUCCGGGGUGAGCCCAAUGUGUCGUAUAUCUGCUCGCGGUACUACCGUGCCCCAGAACUCAUCUUCGGCGCUACAGACUACACAUCCAACAUCGACAUCUGGUCGGCAGGCUGCGUGCUGGCCGAGCUGCUGCUGGGCCAGCCCAUUUUCCCGGGGGACAGUGGUGUGGACCAGCUAGUAGAAAUAAUCAAGGUUCUUGGAACUCCGACAAGGGAACAGAUCAGAGAGAUGAACCCCAACUACACAGAGUUCAAAUUCCCACAGAUUAAGGCUCACCCUUGGACAAAGGUGUUUAAGCCCCGCACGCCGGCAGAGGCCAUUGCGCUCUGCUCUCGACUUCUGGAGUACACACCAGUCACCCGUCUGUCUCCACUAGAAGCCUGCGCACACGCCUUCUUCGAUGAGCUGCGCCAGCCCAACACCCGCCUGCCUAGUGGGCGGGAACUGCCUCUCGUCUUCAACUUCAGUCCCGUCGAGCUAUCUAUCGAUCCCCAGUUGAAUUCAACUCUCAUUCCUCCUCACGCUCGUGCACAGACAACACCUGCCUCACAUGAUGGAAGUGUGUCAGACAGUACCGCCCAGCCCGGCUCGGCGCCAGGCUCCAUCAGCAACAGUACCUGAGAAGCCAACAUCGUACACACCCUACCAACAGCACCCCGUCAUGAUUUUAUUGUUUUUAUCUUCCCAUUCUGCUUUUCUUGUUCUCAACACUUAGACUUUAUACAUAUGCACAGAUGUCAUGAAUUGCUGUUUCCCCCAUGAUAGGCUUCAUAUAUAUAAGAUGACUUUAUAAGUCCAGGUUAUGUGGGAUGUUUGGGGUUGAACAUGCAUUCUCUAUAUUAUGGACUUUUUAUCCCCUGUUUUCUGUUUAUUUUUCCAGUAGCUCACUUUAUGUGCAGCAGCCAUUUGGCUUUCGGAGAAUGACAAUCACAUACACUGCUCCUUAAAAAAAAAAAAAAAAAGGGUACAAAAAAACUGCUCCUUCAGAGUGUCAUUUUGUACCCUUAAAAAAAUCCAUUUAGUUUUUUUUUUUUUUUUUUUUUUUAAACAGGCAGAACAUCAGUUGGUUUUUAGAUUAGGUGAUUUUCAAAUUAAUGACAAAUGAAGCACACUACAGAAGCCGUUCUUUUUCCUCCUUUAACUUGCCCAUUUAAUGCGUGAGUGGGGAGCUUCUGUACAAAUAUUUGGCAUACAAACCGACUUGAUUGGUCAUCCAAACUGGAUAGUGUUUCAGGAGGCCGUUAUUGUCGUCGUCAUCAUGGCCAAGAGCUACUUCCUCCCAAGGAGUCCUCAACUUCCAGUUGCAGAUCAUGAACUUUAUUCCCCCCCCCCCCAUGUUCUUCCUCUUCCACCACAACACCGCUAAUCUGUAAAUAUCAACUAGCAGUUAUUUUAUUUUUUAUCAUUAUUCUAUUGUUGUUCUUGUAAUUAUUUUUUUCCUCCAGUAGAUGGCGGGUCCUAGCGACAAGACUGUUUUAUUCUGUGUCGCAAUCUGUAAAUACUAUACGACUUGGUUUUUUUGUUUUGUUUUUUGGCC
Messenger RNA from Syngnathoides biaculeatus (alligator pipefish), 2395 nucleotides. It is a transcript of the gene gsk3ab, whose product is annotated as glycogen synthase kinase 3 alpha b. NCBI's taxonomy places the organism in Eukaryota, Metazoa, Chordata, Actinopteri, Syngnathiformes, Syngnathidae. Gene Ontology annotation, biological process: negative regulation of canonical Wnt signaling pathway; regulation of neuron projection development; negative regulation of TOR signaling. Gene Ontology annotation, cellular component: cytosol; axon; nucleus. Bases 166 to 1479 code for a protein of 437 amino acids. The transcript has 11 exons. The record is from RefSeq and is a predicted model, not a curated record. Gene Ontology annotation, molecular function: ATP binding; protein serine/threonine kinase activity.